CCUUGCUGGAGGACAUCACCAUCCUUUCACUGUGAUCAUCUUUGUAAGCGCUUCUUUUCUGUCUUCAGUCAGUAAUUGACCUGCCGCAAGAUGAGGGGUGUUUGUGUUUUGUUUAUGUUAGUACUAUACACAGCGUGUGGAAAUGCCCAGUUUCUAAACAACAGGCCUUUCCCAACCUACAGCCUGGAAAAUAUGCCGGAUACGGAAUUUUCCUGUAGGGAUAAAAUCUUGGGAGGCUACUAUGCUGAUGUGGAUGCUCAGUGUCAGAUGUUCCACAUCUGCGUCAAAGUUGCUGGUGUUGGGGUCCAAGAUUUUCGCUUCUUAUGUCCCAAUGGAACAGCAUUUGAUCAAGACCAUCAAAUCUGUGCAGAAUGGGAAGAUGUAGAUUGCGACGCCACUACCCUCUACUACUCCAGCGACAAUUUCGACCUUUACAGGAUCGGAUCAGGUUUCGAAUCGAAAGCCAAGAAGUACGGAGAAGACGAGGAAACCUUCGCCCUACAACGUGCAGAAACUGGUGACGUGAGGUUGAACCGCGAACACCAAACCCAACGGGUCAACCAACAGAAAGAGAACAACUAUUCCAACCAGCCGAGAAAACACCAUCAACAACAACAGUCGCACAGACCGAACAACAACCAAGAAAACGAACGAGACAUCUUCAAAGGGUCGAGCAGCUCGAACUUCUUCAACAACAGGAACGGAGGCAAAGAGACCGAUGAAGAUUAUGACGAUAACGUGAACGCAAACCAGAAUAACGACCAGUUCCAGAAGAGAAAACUGAACAAGAAGCCAGUUAGAAGACCGAGUUAUAACAACCAACAACAGGAGACAACAGAAGCUCCGGUUUCGACCCCUAAAAGAGUCAAACAAACCCAACCGAGAAACGAGGAAAACCAAACGAACAGGCCUCAAAAACCCACAGGUUUCAUUAAUAAUUUCGCGGGAAGCAGCUAUGUUCCAACCACAACUCCUAGAGGCACCACAACUCUAUCCAACGAGAGAUAUACAGUCGCCGUCAAUAAUCAUAGGGUUAGAAAUAGUCAACGCCAUAGGGCUCCCAUUCCUGAUCGUCAAUACAACAACGCCGAUAACUUCAGGCAGAGCCAGAGUACCAGCGAGCCGCUGACAGUCAGUACCCCUGCACCGUUCAGACAGUCGAACCAAUAUAACAACUCUCCUUCAAGACAGUCGACACAAUUCAAUAACAACUACAACAAUCAACCAAGCACUUCUGGUUCAAACAAACAGACCACACAGAAUUAUCCAAGACCAAACAACCAACAGAAAAACGAAUACAACGAUGAUUUUGAAACUAAGAAGACCACCGAAAAUUACCCACAGAGAACCAACUUCGAUGCGAAGAAAUCCCCUGCUCCUUUCCAAAGCCAAAACGAUAACUAUCCCACCACUUACUCCCCUAAAAAACAGUUCUACCAAACCACAACUAAAAAAGUUGAGAAUUACCCAACCACCUUCUCUCCAAAAACAAACCAAGGUUACAACACGAUAUCACAAGUUACCACCCAAUACAACAACAAUCAGGGUCAGAAUAACCAGAAGCAGCAACAAAACAACUAUCAGAACAACCAACAACAAUUCAACACACAAAAACCUCAACCCUUCAGCAGUCAGAAACCAAACAAUUUCAACUCCCAGCCACCUCAGCCUUUCUCAAACCAGAAAUCUACCAACUAUAACCAAUUCAGCUCUCAGAAAACGAACAGAGACAACCAACAGAGCACACCCAAGACAACCCCCUACACCCAGUACACCCCAACUGUUCCUAAAAUAACCUCAACCACACCUAUCAACAGAUCAAAUAGGUUCGAUGAGACACAAUACGAUGAUGGUACUUACAACUCCAGAUACGACUACGAUGACAGACGCGAAGACGAAUUUUUGAAAACAGCUCACAGUCAAAACAUAGCUAAGAGCAGAAACGACUUGGCAAAGUCACAGAAGGCUCAGGAGCAGAGCAAACAGUCCAACAAUAAGCCCAAUUACGAAUCUCCAAGACCUUUCUCUGCUACACCAAAUGCAUCUACUAAACAAGAUUAUACGCGUCCAUCUCAACCAAUUACACCCAGAUACACACAGCAACAAACUGUGAACAAACAAAGGAACCAGCAACAAUCGCAAACCACAACCCAGGCUCCUAAAAAAGUUAAAGAUGUCAGCUACGACUACGCCUACUACGAUACCAAUGGAAGUGAGCCGGAGUAUGAUAUCGAUACCGAAAUAAAGAAAUCUACAGCGAAAAAUUAGUACCGUACUAAAAUGUUAGUUUGAAAAUUGUUAAAAGUCUGUGUUGAACUCGUAAUGUGAAAAAAAUGUUGCCACCAAGAAUAGGAAAUAAAUUCUGCGGAAAAACGGAUAUUUAAGCCUUGAUCUUAUGUUUAAGAUUGUACAUACUGUAAUAUUCUAUUCUUAUCAGUAAAUGACUGUUAUAUUUA
Coccinella septempunctata (seven-spotted ladybird) is the source of this 2456-nucleotide messenger RNA. RefSeq names its product GATA zinc finger domain-containing protein 14-like (gene Cpap1-i). NCBI's taxonomy places the organism in Eukaryota, Metazoa, Arthropoda, Insecta, Coleoptera, Coccinellidae. Gene Ontology annotation, cellular component: extracellular region. The transcript has 4 exons. The record is from RefSeq and is a predicted model, not a curated record. The coding region runs from base 91 to 2268 and encodes 725 amino acids. Gene Ontology annotation, molecular function: chitin binding.